Neurospora crassa OR74A is the source of this 2905-nucleotide messenger RNA. RefSeq lists its product as hypothetical. The transcript has a single exon. Bases 549 to 2816 code for a protein of 755 amino acids. The record is from RefSeq and is a predicted model, not a curated record. Lineage: Eukaryota; Fungi; Ascomycota; Sordariomycetes; Sordariales; Sordariaceae.
GCGAACCCCCCUGCACUUCGGCAUUGCACGAUGCUGACAGUGGUACUACGCAUCCCAAAAGCAUGCCUCAAGAACAUGCUCUCAACCGAGAAGGGCUCUCUAAAACGCGAAUCUAGCCUCCCACCGUUCAUGCCACUGGAUUACUGGGUAUGGGAAGAGGAAUCAUCCUUGUCCCAAAGCAUGAAUGAUGGUUCUUCUCACUCUGGUACCGACUAAGCCUGACAUAUCUGGUCAAUGACACACCAUUUUCUUUAAUUCUGUCACCCAUCUUCCUCGGGAGUGACGAACCCGCUUUCCGUGCUACGUCCUGAAAGGACCGAAGAACAAAACUUCUGGGGAUCCCAGUUCACCCUCGUCAUGUCGUCCGCAUGCUCUCAACGCUCUCUCUUCCUCUUCUUUCGCUUCCCCCCUUCGACCCACCCGUCAUUAGGGGACCAGGCAGCACAGGCUGGCUCGCUGGGCGAAAGCAUGAUGAUGCUUAGCUAGCCCACAACAAACCCUCUUUCUCACUUCGUCUCUCCCGCUGGCGGUAGACGUUUUCCAUAGCCAUGGCCGCUAAUCACUCGUUUAACGUUUUCACUACCUUCGUUCUCUUCUUUUUUGUAUUAAACUUCUUAAUAUCUUCAAGCUGUGCCUUGAAGGAUGGCCGCCAUGUUGAAGCAGAGCAUGAGGCGCCACAGGGGUGGGCCGAGAGAGAAAUUCACGACGACACAGCGACAAAUCUCUUCUCAUCACCACCGCCACCAUCAACGAUUACGAUAACCAUAACCACCAUCUCCCUCUUCACCUCAACCAUAACCCCACCUCCCUCCCUGCUCCAUGUCCAACACCGCCGCCAAGGCCCCGACCCAGAUAAUGACAACGCCGUCGCCGACCUGCAAUCCCAAAUAACCUCCCUCUCCUCCCAACUCUCCGCCCUCUCUCAAGCUAGCUCACAAACCAGCCAACAACUCUCGCAAUCGCUACAACAAGCCUCCCAAUCCCUCGCCCAGGCUUCCCAGAGGCUAAGCCAGACCGAACAGAGCUUAGCUGGCGCAAGGAUCACACAGCAAGCGGCUGAGCAGGCUAGUCGAGUUGCGACGCAAGCAGUCGCGGAUCUGUCGAGACAGAUGACAGAAAUGAGCAGGAGUAUGAGCCAGAGUGCGGAGCAGAGAGUGAGCAGGGUUAGUCAGAGCGCCGAGGAGAGGAUUGGAAGGGUGAUGGAGAGCAUGGCUGCGGUUGCGAAGGACGAUAGUGGUGAAAAGGGUACGAAUAUGUCAGUUUUGGUGGGGACCGCGGUGGGUGGUGUGGCGGGGAGUUCGGUUUUAACGGGGUUAUCGGUUGUUAUGUUUAUGAGGAGGAGGAGGAGGAGGAGGAGGAGAGGGGAUAGGGGAAGAAAAUGGGGGGGAAAAGAGGGUGGGGAGGUGGUGUAUGCUGGUUCUGUUCGUGAUAGUGGUUCUGCUCGUGAUGUUACAGGUGGCCUCAGCUCUCGUGGCAGUAGCCGUAACAGUCGGAGUAUCUCAACAAGGGAAAACACAAAAAGCUAUCACAGCCCAGUUGUAUGGGUAGCAUCAACAAACAACCUUUCCACCGCCGGUUCUGGCCGGACCCACGUGGCAUCACGUUCGACAAUGGCGACGUCAGCCAUCAAGUUAUCCGACUACGAAGACGAAAGCGUCUACAACGACGACGGCCUAAAUGGCGGGCUACCCUCCAGCUCGCGGGGAGGAAGUCUUAUGGAGGGCAGAACAGCAUUGUCACCACCACCGCCUCCAAUUCCUCCGCGAGCUAGGUCUAGAUCUCGGUCUACUCCAAAAGAAGCUGCUCCUGCUCCUCCUCCAGCAGCAGCAGAAACCUUCCCGUUCGCCCCCGAAAAUCCGGUUCUUCAGGCUCCCACUCCAAUAACAACAGCAGCAUCAGUUCUGCUUUCUCCCUUCCCACCCCGCCCGAAGAGUGUCAGGACAGGAGUAGGCACUGGUCCAGUCAAGCUCAAAGACCGCCAAAACAGCGGCGACGAGGCCAUGGGGGUAGGUUAUGCUGUGAGCUAUAACUCAGCGAUACCACCACCACCUGUACGGGCCGCCCCACCUGCACCACCAAAGUGGGCGCCGCCUACGAUACCCGGCUAUGAGGAUGAUGCAAAGCCGUUGAGCUCCUCAGGCUUUAAGCUAGACGAUCCGCCACCGUCGGGGGCUGCUGCUGCUGCUGCUGCUAACAAGGGAAAGACCGGCAGCAACAACCGUAAUAACAGGCUCAGUAUCUUCCCCGGCCCAAGUCCUAGUCCGACGCCAAGUACGCAGGGAUGGUCUUCGUCGCCGCUUAGUUCGCCGUCUACUCCCCCAGUUCCUACUGUACCAACCGACCGUUUGGAAGCAAGUGAACAUGGGAGUCAACUUAAACGGGGAGGAAGUGGCGGAACAGCGGAAGGAGAAGAAGAAGAAGAAGAAGAAGAUGAGAACGAAAAGAGAGGACGACCUUUUCAAAAGCGACAGCAGCAGCAAGCCCAGACCCGGGCCCGGCCCCGGGGCUCCUCCGUAACGGGACAAUCACCAAGUCCAGCUCCUACACUAGAGGCAUGGCUAAAGAGGGGGAUGUCCUCGACUAGAGUGCCGGUACGAAGGAGGGGGACGGAGACGGAGACGGAGACAGGAAUAGUAGCUGGUCCAGGGGCGUCGCCAUCAUCAUCAUUGCCGAGAUCAGCUUCUACUUCGAAUCUUGCUGCUGCUGUGAGGAGGCAGUCGUAUACGGCGAGGUUGAGGGAACAGGUGCAGCAGCGGUACAUGCUGGAUGCGGACGAUGGGGGGAGGGGGGAGGAUUGGCCUAUCAGGCAGUCUUAGUGUAGAUUCAUGGGUAGAGAGAAAUCAUUGUCGAUGAAAUGACAGAUGGAUAUGUCACUUGUUGAUUGGUGAUGAUGUGUAACUGAACU